GUAACGGUUGCGUCGGCACUGUCGGCAGCAGUCGUGCAUUUGGUGCGGCCUUCCACCGGUGCUCGCGCUUCGGUUUGGUUCGCCUCUCCUUGUCUCGCUUCUGCCACACCUGCCUUUGUCGCCUCCUUUUUGACUUUUUUGACUUGUCGUGAAGCAACGCGCUUCUUUAGGCAACGUGGGUGAACACGCGCCGAUAUUGUCGCGUGUGCCGCCGCGUGGAUGAAAAUGCCGCGCAAAAGAGCAUUCACGCUACACGAGACAUCCGCUGGACGCAGAAACGUCACUAAAAGUCCAAGGUGAUCUUUAUCUACAACAGAUUCGUUUUUGUACUCUGUUCAAAUAUCAAACGCUCCACGCAAGGAAUGGAAGAAUCUCAAAGACAUGAGGAAUCCGAUAUGUACAAGGAACAGCCACCUUGCAGUUUUCGAAAAUUGGGAGAUAUGAUUCCAGCACGUGUCGUGCUGUACAUGCUUUCGUUUUCCGGAUUCCUCGUAUCUUUUAUGAUGAGAACGGACAUUAAUAUCGCUAUGGUGGCUAUGGCGAAGUUGCCAUCAACAUCAGACAAUGAAACCGCCGUGGUAACGUCUCAGUGCAACACAAUAUCAAAUACGUCAUAUUCAGAGAACACUACUGUAAUCAGACCGGAGGACGCUGGUGAGUUCGAGUGGAGUCCAACUAUUCAAUCAGCCAUUCUCAGUUCCUUUUAUUGGUGUUAUAUACUUUCGCAAAUGCUCGGCGGUGUUCUCACUCAGUACUUCGGUACUAAAACCAUAUUCGGCGGAUCUCAAGUCAUCACUGCCGUUUGCAGUCUGCUUAUGCCGACUGCCGCGGAGAUUCAUUAUGGGGCCAUGAUAGCGUUACGUAGUAUACAGGGCUUUGCCAGUGGACUCACGUGGCCCGCGAUGUACGCCGUAAUCGGGCACUGGAUUCCACCCGUGGAACGCUCACGCUUCAUGUCUUCCUUUCAAGGGUUCAGCAUCGGCAUUGGAUUGACCUAUCCGUUGUGCGCGUUCAUCAUCGCCCACUUCGGAUGGAGGAUUGUAUUCUACACGACUGGCACCAUCAGUCUCGUCUGGUGUAUCUUUUGGUAUCUUUGCGCCUUCGACACACCUGCUUUGCAUCCCCGAAUAUCUAAGCCGGAACUUCGUUACAUUCAGGAAUGCGUUAGAAAUCAAGUUAUCGGAGCAGACGAGGAUCUGCCCGUUCCUUGGAAGUCUAUACUCACGUCUUUGCCAGCAUGGGCUAUCGGUAUUACAACCUUCGGAAGAAUAUGGGUACAUUAUGUCUUUAUCAUUCCCGGCCCGAUGUAUAUGAAGACGGUGUUAGGAUUCAGUAUACAAGCGAACGGUAUCCUGUCAGGUGCACCAUUUAUCUGUAGCUACCUAAGCUCCGUUGUAUUCUGCUACGUUGCGGAUCUCCUAGUCACGCGGCAAAUCAUGACUUUAAUCACUGUGCGCAAGAUAAAUACCGCACUAUCUCAAGUGGUUCCCGGAAUACUUAUGGUCUUAAUUGGAUACUUGGGCUGCGAUAUUAUCCUGGUUUUAAUCGUGUGGUUUAUAGCUGUUACUCUCAUAACAGCCGGCUACGCGGGCGCAAUGGCCAGCGUCGUCGACAUCGCACCCAAUUUUGCUGGACCAGUGUUAGCAUUCGCGCAGACAAUUCACAUGACCGCUAGUUUCCUAUCUCCUAUAGCAGCUGGUCUGCUCACACAAGAAAGCCAAUCUCUCGAUUCGUGGAGAAGAGUAUUUGCCGUUACUGCAGGUGUAUCUUGCAGUACAUAUAUUGCCUACCAAAUAUUUGGUACAGCCGACAUACAGGCGUGGAACUAUCCUGAUCAAAAAUAUCCUCAAUCUAUUCGAGAAGAAUGCCUAUUAAAUGAUUCAACAAAGAAAAAGAGCAAGAUUGUUCCGAGCCGAAAGAAUCCAUCAGAAUAAGCGUGAUGUAUCUUUAUUUCGGUUUCUUAUUUUCCUGCUGUUGCCAUUCCUUAUAUUAAAACUUAAAUCUUUUAACACGCAAAAUACAGUCGAAUAUAUGUACGAAAAAUACCUAUUUUCAAUACCGUUCUAUCAUUGUAAAUAGAUCUGAUUGUUGAUAUGAAAGAAAUUAUAUAGUUGUCAGGGUAUUAUGUAUAAUGAAGAAAGAUAUUUUUAUGAAAUGAUUACCUCAGGUACAUGACAAAAUGUUUCAAAUCAGAUGUGACACAGAUUAUGCAGUAUACUGAUAAUAGUACAUUCAUAUAAGAUAAAAUGAUACAAUUUCGAACAUCGUACAAUUCUAAACGAAAUAAGAUUUGAAUUAAAUUUUUGAAGUUUGAUUUUUUCUUAUUUAGUAACCUUUAGUACCGAGUUCAAUACCCUUCCACAUAAAGAGAGGAUUACCAUAUUUAAAUCUUGAAAAUCAGAUUUUAUUUCGUUUAGAAUUGAACAAUGUUGAAAAUUGUACCACCUUAUCCUACAUAUUGUGCACAAAUGUUCAAAGAAAUAAUUGAUAAUAAGUAGAGCGCAUUUGUAAGAUAUCACACGUUGCGCAAUCCUAAUCGGGUAAUUCGAGAUGCGGAGUGUUUUCUCGACAAUGCUAAUAAUAUCUUCAGAUAUUUAGACGUGGACCACACGCAAUUGUUUUUGCGUAUUAUCAUCGCUCAAGCUUAAAGUAAAUCUUUUUAUUUUAUUAUUGGCGAUCUUAAGAAAGCAACAUAUUUUAAUUACCCGAGUAGGAUGAAUUCAAUGUGAAAUCUCACAAACUUCUUUUAAUGACAAGUACUAACGUAUGAUAUUCCUCGAAUUUGUUUGUUUAAAUUACAUUCUGUAUUCUGAAGUUAUUGUACAAUAAUUUAUUUGAAAAAUGACUUAAGAAUGAGAAUGGAUUCAUGAGAAUGGAUCUUAUAAGAGUACUAAACAGUUACUUAUUUUUCUUUAGUUGUAUGCGUACGCUCCAGAGCAAUGAUAAUUUUAUAUAUACACUACUGUCGAAAAGUUUGCGGACAUGGGGCUUAAAAUUGCAUAAUAUUCAGUUCAUCGUAACUCGGUAAAAAAUCAUCGCAGGCAAAAAAGUAAGAAAGCAUUUUAAAGCUUGAAACUUAUACUUCAGCAUGC
Trachymyrmex cornetzi is the source of this 3092-nucleotide messenger RNA. Its product is annotated as sialin. Gene Ontology annotation, cellular component: membrane. Gene Ontology annotation, biological process: monoatomic anion transport; transmembrane transport. The coding region runs from base 363 to 1934 and encodes 523 amino acids. NCBI's taxonomy places the organism in Eukaryota, Metazoa, Arthropoda, Insecta, Hymenoptera, Formicidae. Gene Ontology annotation, molecular function: transmembrane transporter activity. The transcript is spliced from 12 exons. The record is from RefSeq and is a predicted model, not a curated record.